Messenger RNA from Orbicella faveolata, 2431 nucleotides. RefSeq names its product peroxisome biogenesis factor 2-like. The record is from RefSeq and is a predicted model, not a curated record. Gene Ontology annotation, cellular component: peroxisomal membrane. Gene Ontology annotation, biological process: protein import into peroxisome matrix. Lineage: Eukaryota; Metazoa; Cnidaria; Anthozoa; Scleractinia; Merulinidae. Gene Ontology annotation, molecular function: zinc ion binding.
AGGCCAGACGGUUUAAACACACAAACGGACUGAAAGCAAAUACUCGAACAAUUUGAUGGUUAUAAAUGUGUUCUCUGUAGCAAAGUGUGUCUCCAGUUGUCUACUUAGUCAUGGGUUUGCAGCAACUUUUUGAAUGUGUAAUUCACCAUGUUCAUGCAUGUAAAGUUUGGGAGGUCUUUUGACGGAGAAAGCGCGAGAUCUGAACCGUUUUAUGCAACAUACAGUUAAUUGCAUUAAGUCGAUAGCAUAUCAAUCUGCCUUUAAUUUCUAGGAAAGAACGUGACCCAAUUUUUCUGUGUUUAUUUUUGUGCUUGUAUGAUAUUAACAAUAGUUGUAAUCGCAAGUCGUGUGCACGAUGUGGGUGGUUAGUAAAGCAAAUUAAAGUUCAGUUUACUUGAAUUGAAAAACUACAAAAGAAAAUGUCAACAUUCAGUCCAAAUUAGUAUUGCAUUGUCGUCAAAGAUUGCGUCAGAAAUCGAACCUGGCAUCAGGACUAUAUAUAGCUAGAAUAUGACAAGGCUUGAGUAAUUAGCCCUGCCUACCGCUUACAACGUUUGUAAGCUGGCUACUCAAGAGCAACGCUGUUAGUCCUCGACAAAGUUCUCUUUGCAGCCACAAAAACUCCUAAAGAGCUUGCUCGAUCAGAGACCACAACUCGGAAGAUAAGUUAUCCGUGCCCCGUGAAUCAAAUUGGGCAAUAGCCACUUUCUGUAACAAGAAAUGCAACUAUUCGAUCGUCAACCCUCUUUAUAUCAGUUCCCAUGCCGGAUCCCAGUGUAGCCUGCGAGCAGACUCUAGUCGGUCUGGGUUUUUCGGACUCAAGUACUAGUCUCUGGGUUUUCGCUUUGGCGCGCAACCGAGUUUAAGAACGACGUUAAGGGAGGGUUAGUGGUGGGGGCUAGAAACUACGUGUGUGUCUCUCGCGGCCACGCUCGCGCCACCAGCUCGCGCCCCCAUCCCAAACACGAGAGCCUCCCCUGUCACACCCGGGACGAGCCCAGGGUGGGGGAGGAACCGUAGGCAGUGAGCCGUCCAUAUAUUUCUCCAUUCGGUCAUGUGCUGUGCCUAUCAGUCGAAGGAACUGUAAUUACUAUUAAGGUUCGAUGAUGGGUAACGAAAGCCAGGAAUGGAAUGGCGGUUUUACACGGCAACCCUAUAUCGGAUGGCGGGUGCAAAGGCCGACUCCUGCUGGAGGCUAAGGGCUGAAAGAGAGACAGGUUGAAAUUCUACUGCAGGAGAAAAAUGUAAAAAAAGUAAACAUUAUGUGACCAAAACUUCUUGACUUCACUGGUACUUUUCUGGUCAUCGGGAUCGCCUGGUCCCUAGUAAGACCUGUUCCUCCUUCGUCUCGUCUAAGCCCAAAGAGUCUGGAACGAGAAUGACAAUUCAAGAUGGCGGACGAAACAGAAAAAUCUGAUCAACAGAGAGUGUUGCGAGUGAAUCAGCUGGAUGCAGCUCAGCUUGAUGAAGAAGUUAUCCAUCUUCUGCGAUCUCAACUGAACAAAGCGUUCCAGUAUUUCGAGGUUGGUGUUCUAACAAAAUAUGAAGCUGAACUUAAUGGACUCCUGAGAUUUCUUGUUUGGAGGAUUUGGAGAUGUAUUAAUGCUGGAGAAAAACUACUUCAGGCCCUCUCUGUCCUUAACUUCCUCGUAUUUUUACAAAAAGGAAAAUAUCCUUCAGUUCUUGAGCGUGUUCUUGGUAUUCACCCAGUAUUUGCUCAGCGACAAUCAAUCAGACAAGUCAGUUUUGAAUUUAUGACUCGGGAGUUACUUUGGCACGGAUUUGCAGAAUUUGUCUUCUUUCUCCUUCCACUUAUCAACAUUCACAAACUCAAGAACUUGAUAGUCAGACGGUUCUCAAGUCCGGCCUCUCUUGUCAAGCAGCCGUCAAUCAAAGUUGCGUGCCACGAAUGUGGUAUUUGUAACGAGCCCCCCACUGCGCCUCAUCAGGGACAGUGUGGUCACGUGUUCUGUUACUACUGUAUCAAGGCUAACAGCCUAGCGGACCCUUCCUUCCCGUGUCCGUUAUGUGGAGCAGCUGUUGGGGAUGAAAUAACCCCUGUGGAAUGUACAGUCGCUCUGGAAGUAACAUGAAAAUGCCAGGACCACUUAGAGGGACGCUCCUUUAUGAAAAGCACGAGUUAUGAUCGAUUUGCCGAAUGACACUCGAGCUGUCAGGCUCCACCCGAUGUAUUUGUCGGCUGGAUAAGUAACUGCCGAGGCUCUGAUGUUUCUUUGAACCAAAGCGUAACCUCCUGGAUGUAAAGCGACUCAACUGGUUCCCAGACUCAACGUCGAUCAACUGAGAAAUUUCGCGACGGGACAAGAACGGGAUAGAAUCUCGAAAAAGUUUUUCUUUACAGACCAGUUUAUGGGCUCGUAAAAGACGCGUUUGGUAUAUUUUAAGGUGAAUAAAUUGUACAGAUGUUCAA